This is a messenger RNA of Pieris macdunnoughi, 1284 nucleotides long. The record is from the annotation of a GenBank genome assembly. Lineage: Eukaryota; Metazoa; Arthropoda; Insecta; Lepidoptera; Pieridae.
AUGGAAAAAUCUAAAAAAAGAGCUCCCAAUUUCAAUGAUCAGGAAAGAAAAUUCCUUUUAGCACUCGUAAAGAAAUAUAAACAUGUUAUUGAAGCCAAAGGCUCUUCAACUAGUGACAUCCACAAAAAGAAUGUUGUAUGGGCAGCUAUAUGCAAAGAAUAUAAUAGCUUAUGUACCACAGGACCUCGAAGUACUGCUAUGCUUAAACAUUUCUACUUUAAUAUUAAGCACCGAUCUAGAUUGGAAGUAUCAAUAAGAAAUGAACUAAAUGACGCUUCUCUAGGAAGUAUCAGUAGCAAUGAUGCUUCGAAAGAUGGAUGUGAUGGAAAUACAGAUCAAAUAGCAAAUGUGUUGAAAAAUCUAAAGCACGCAAGAAUGGCCCAGUAUGAGUUGGUUACGGAAAAUCCAACGCAGGAUUCUGAUAUAAGAAUGGAGUCUGUGGAAAUAAAUUCGAAGGGUAACAGUGGAUCAGAUUUUUCUGAUGACUCGGAGGAAGAUGAACCGGAGUUGGAGGUUGGCACUGACUUGUGGGCGUACUUCGAGAAGGAGUCUGAUAGAUGGGUCAAGUGUUCCUUGUGUGGUCAGCGGCUUAAGCAAGACAUCGAUAAGUUAUAUAAACAUCUUAAGGAGGGACACUCUGUUGUUACUGGGAACAAAGAUGAGAACUAUACAGAGGUGAUCUAUCUAGAAGACCCAAUAGAGAGUCAAGAAGAGAGAGUUCUGAAGGAGGUUCAACCGAAGGGGCUGAAAAGACCUAGAAACGACGCAUCUGAAGUAGAAAUCAGCGAUUUUGGAUUAUACAUAACAAGUUUAUUGAAAGAUCUACCAAGGAAUGUGUGUGCGCAGCUGCAAUUAAAUAUAGUUGAUUUAAUAGUAAAAGCGAAACUAGAAGAAACCGGACCAGAUAAUAGUAUGGAGGUAGAUCGUGGAAAAGAUCCGAUAGAAAAUGAGAACCAACAGAACACCAAAACAACCAACCAACCAGAAAACCUAGAAAUAUCAACGGAAAGCCAAAAAGAAAUGCAUAAAAAAACUAACACAAUUCCAAAAAAACGGACGAAGCUAAAAAAUGACGCAGCACAUGAGAAUAUAAUUGAAAAUUUCGGAAAAUAUGUCGUAUGCCUGUUAAAAACUUUCCCGCGAACAGAUACCAAUACGAAACUUCAGAAGGACAUUGUUGAUCUCAUAAUGACAGCUCGGCUACAGACUAUGAAAAAUAGAUUGACAGAUGGCACCAUAGAUAAAUUAGGAAUCCGACGGGAUUUAUUUGUAGAAAUAAAAUAG